AUGUAUAAAUGGGGGGCCAGGAGGCGGUGGAGGCACCAACCACAGGAAGCUGCCUUGCUGUGCCACCCCUCACAUCUCAGGCAGCCCUGUACAGCAUGGCCAGACGUCCGCCGCUGCUGCUGCUGGCCAUGGGGGUGCUGGCUGGGGAGCUGUGGACCGAGGCCCAGGCAGCACCCUACGGAGUGAAGCUUUGCGGCCGUGAAUUCAUCCGAGCAGUCAUCUUCACCUGCGGGGGCUUCCGGUGGAGGCGGUCAGACAUCCUGGCCUAUGAAGCUAUGGGGGAUGCCUUCCCAGACGCAGACUCCAAUGCAGACAGCGAGCUGUAUGAGGCAGUGGCCUCCAGCGAGUGGCUGGCCCUGAAAAAGUCCCUCCAGGCCUUCUAUGGAGGCCGACCGGGCUGGCAGGGCACCCCAGGGGCUCUGCGGGGCAGCCGCGAUGUCCUGGCUGGCCUCUCCAGCAACUGUUGCAAGUGCGGGUGCAGCAGGAGUGAAAUCAGCAGCCUCUGCUAG
Eubalaena glacialis (North Atlantic right whale) is the source of this 509-nucleotide messenger RNA. RefSeq names its product relaxin 3 (gene RLN3). The coding region runs from base 9 to 509 and encodes 166 amino acids. The record is from RefSeq and is a predicted model, not a curated record. The transcript is spliced from 2 exons. Lineage: Eukaryota; Metazoa; Chordata; Mammalia; Artiodactyla; Balaenidae. Gene Ontology annotation, molecular function: hormone activity. Gene Ontology annotation, cellular component: extracellular region.